This is a messenger RNA of Mesorhabditis spiculigera, 462 nucleotides long. Lineage: Eukaryota; Metazoa; Nematoda; Chromadorea; Rhabditida; Rhabditidae. The record is from the annotation of a GenBank genome assembly.
AUGACGAUCGGACUGCUGGCGCUAUUCGGCUGGAGUCUCUUCUCGCUCCAUUUCCUCGGCGUCAUCGCCACGUCGAUCAGCAGCUCCUUUCUUCUGUCAAUAUUCAUCCUCUACCAACUUGGGCAGUUGUGUGCUCAAUUUGUCAUUCUUGCCUUCACGCUGACGGUUCGGACGAGGUUACACCGCCGACUCGAAGACGUUUACAUCGGAAAAGCGCGCUGCUCGACAGGGUUCGGCUGUGAGCCGGUCAGCCGUUUCCAACACUCCGAGACGCUACUCAUCGUCUUCUUCUCGGUGUGCACGUUGGCACAGAUCGCGCUCCUGAUCGCCUCGUCGGUGCUGUGCGAGCGCAUCUCCUACAAGGAACUGCUGAAAGCACAAGCGCAACGAGAACGCGAAGAAGACGAGGAUGCCCUCUUUGCUGAUGAUGGCCACGAUACGGCGUUGAGUACGGCUAGAACU